AUGAAUAUCUCUUGUGGCCACAUUGGUUAUUACUACGAGAAAACAACGCUGAUGGACAUAAACAUCCUUGCUUGCGCUAUAAUCAACAUCGUGAAAACCCCACCUACAAUUUUCUUAAACCUUUUCAUCAUUCUUACGUCUGACCACAGAAAGAUGAAAACAACAACAACAGGCUGUUUGCUUGCAAACUUGGUUAUUGCAGACCUAUUGAUGGGUUGCUUCGUGAGCCCCUGUGCAGCGGCUGAGUUUCUAAUGAUCUACCUGGGAAAAGACCCUUGUUUUCUAUCAAAUUUCACUACCCCUGUUUCCUUAAUUAUCGGAGUAGUGUCGGUCAUAACCUUAGCAAUACUUGCAAUCGAUAGUUAUAUGUUGUUUUGCCAUCCAUUUAAACACCAGAGGUUGCAGUGUCAGACUUUGAUCUACACGGUGCUUAUAACCAUUUGGGCUUUACCCCUAUACCCGACGUUAGAAUCAACAUUAAACGAGGACAUGAUAACAUUCGACGCAUUCGUUGUUUUCCUGAGUGCACUCGUCUUUCCUGUCUACGGCUUCUGUUACGGCAAUAUAUACAAACUAAUAAGAAGACACAAGAGGCAAAUUCAAGAAGUUACGUCAAACCACCGGCUAAGUUGCACGGCAAAUCGCGAUAAAAACAGCGUAAUAUGUGCUGCAAUGCUACUAACUUCGACAAUUCUGUGCCUUUGCCCUGCCGCAGUGCUAUCAAGUUUGAGUGCCGUAACGAGCCGCAGAAACAAACGACUAAUAGGCUAUUUAACAUACUGGGCAUGGACCCUGGCGACACUAAAUUCUUUAAUAAAUCCAAUCUUUAAGUUCUACCGCCUGGAAAAUGUCAGAUCAGCUUUCAAAAAGUUUUGGAAAAGAGGCAGGAGACUAUCAGCUGCUACACCAGAAAUGGAUUAG
This is a messenger RNA of Rhopilema esculentum, 921 nucleotides long. RefSeq lists its product as uncharacterized. Lineage: Eukaryota; Metazoa; Cnidaria; Scyphozoa; Rhizostomeae; Rhizostomatidae. Gene Ontology annotation, cellular component: plasma membrane. The record is from RefSeq and is a predicted model, not a curated record. Gene Ontology annotation, molecular function: C-C chemokine receptor activity. Gene Ontology annotation, biological process: G protein-coupled receptor signaling pathway.